AUGAACAGUGAUGGCACGCUGUUGGCCAGUGCAUCCAACGAUCUCACGGUGAAAGUGUGGGAUCUCACCCAAGACUGUCGUAUGUUGCUGGAGCUCCUUGGACACAACAGUCCCAUCUUCACGGUGGACCUCGAGAGCGAGCAGCUGAUCUCAGGCGACAAGGACGAAGCGAUCGUUUGGAGCCUGGCGGAUGGCAACAUCUUGAGGCGCUGGGCCGCUUUUGACAGCCAGCUGAGCGUGGUGCGUCAGAUCCACCGCGACAGCUCCGGCGAGGUGGCCAUCGCGGCCGGUACGGAGGUUCAUUUGGCCUCCAUCAGCAGUUCCAGCUUCAAGAGUGUGAAACUAUCACAUGAAGCAAGAGUUGCUGCCGUGCACUCUGUGCCAUUUCCAGAGAAAACUGGUGACUUCUUGAUGGCAUGUGGAUGUGUUGACGCACAUGUGGUCCUCUGGAAAUUGUCUGCGAUCUCAAAGGGAUCCAAAGUUAAGACAGCCCCGGAGUUUACCCCCACAAUGCUGUCCAGAUUUAGCGCUGGAGAACAAGAUGUCCGCGCCAUAUGUUUCAGUGGAAAGGGUGACCUUCUGGCAGCAGGCAACGACGACAGCACGCUUCGAGUUUUCCACGUCACCAUUGCGAAGAACUCUGAAGUAUCUGUGCAGUCAUUGUGUGCAGCCAACCUGCACACCGACUGGAUACAUUCGGUUAGUAUGGCUGCAACUGGCGCACUCGUGGCAUCUGGAUCAGACGACAAUUCCAUCUCCCUCUACGAUGUGAAGAAACAGCAGCGUGCGGGCAUCGUCAAGAUCUUCUCUGGUGCAUUCUCCGUGGUUCUGUCACCCAAUUCCAACUGGCUAUUCUCAGCGAGCGGGGACAUUCGGGUCUGGAGUGUGCCCAAAAUGCUCCAGCAGAUGCAAAGCGAAGCCAUGUCCCGAAGGCAUUGCUGUGCUAUCGCUGGACUAACGAUGAACAAAGACGGCUCCAAAGCCGUUGCUGUGUCGCCAGAUCAAAGUGAUGGCAAACCCAACGGAGGCUUGCAGCUGAGCAUUUGGGAUGCAGAAGGAGCUACUCAACAGUCCUUCAUCACAGUACCUGGAUCGAAAGAAGAUGAUGACCGUCCUCUUUGCAUCUGUGUAAGUCCAGAUGGCUUGACUGCAGCCGUGGGAUGCGACACAGGGAAACUAUGGUUUCUGCGUACCGAAGAUGGCAAGACGCUGUGGGAAAUGAACGAAGCACACAGUGAACGGAUCUUCUGUUGCGAGUGGUUAGAAGAUGAUUCCGUUGCCACCGGAAGUGAGGACGGCCGCGUCUGCUGUUGGUCUCUGAUGCAUCACUGCUGCAGCGCCGCCGCGCGGCCGUACGACGCGGGGCUGAGGUGCUUCGCCUGGACCAACGACCGACAGAGGGUGCUGUGCGGAGGAGACUACCAAUCUCCGCGUUUGGUGCACCUCGGCGGAGCAGAUGAAGAUGGCUACCUGCUCAUGGAGUACAAGGACAUCAUUCGACAGGAGCUGACAGUGAGCACCUCCUGUAGCAUCUCUUUGAGCUCGGAUGACCUGAAAGCCGUGACCUGCAGCUGGGAUAAGGCCUUGCGAGUUUGGGAUGUCGACUCGGGAGAACUGUUGCUGGUGGUGACCCAGGUGUCGGACUGGGUUGUGAAAGGCUUUGGAGCUACACUUGCAGGUGACUGCGCUUGUCUUUGUGUCUCCUACAGCUGGGAUCGACAAGUCCAGUUGUGGAAUCUGCCAUGUCUUCGUGCGACAUCCGGUACUUCGCAGAAGUCUCCCCUUCUGGUGGUUGAUGCCCAAGAUGCUCCACAACGACUGAGCUCCUGCCAGUGCGAUGCCUCCUUGGUUCACAUGGCAUGCGCCCUGCGCUGGGAAGAUGGAGUAAGGCGGAACCUGGCGUUUUCGGAUGAGGAUGGAGGUGUGCACUUCUUCAAGGUCCACCUCAAAGAAGUGACCAGCGGCACAGCGGCCACGAAAAAAAGGUGCAUCUUUCAGAGCGCCUUGGAGGAGGCUUGGUGUCCCAAACUGGAGGAAGCCAUUCAGAAGUUGCCUCUGGAAGACAUGGAGAGGGAAUUGGUUCUGGAGCAGAUCCACCACUUCAGAAAGAAGGUGCUCCUCUCUGUGUUGAAGAGAAAUUCGGCCGAGUUGAGAGCCUACCAUGAGGAACACCCCGAUGGCUUGCCGACGAUCUUCAGUCUUUUGGUGGAGCAGCCCAAUCUAUUCGAGCUUGUCAGCCAGCAGUAUCUCAACAAUGCGAAUGCCCGGCAAGUGGAUGAUGAGAUGUCUGAGGGUAUGAUGAAGGUUUUGCCCUAUGUGAAACUGUUGCUGCAGUCUUUGAGGACCCUGCCUCCAGAGUUCCACUACAAGGACCAGGUGUAUCGCGCUUUGUCGGAUAGACACGACCAUUUGGAACGUCGCUUCUAUGCUGGCCGUCUUUUCUACAGGUACGGCUUCAACUUCACGUCCAAGACCCCACCGCCGCCGAAUGAGUCGAUGGGCACGCUAUGGCAGAUCAACACGAAUGGAGAGGCUUUCAAUCUCUCAUUCCUGAUUCAGCGAGAGGAGGAUGUCCUACUGCCUCCCCUCACAUGUUUGGAGGUCUUGUCUUGUCAGGCUGAUGCUGCUGGUCCAGAUGUGAUUGCAUUUCAGCAAGUGGGUCUUCCACAGACCUGCCCAUUGGAAGGUUGCGAGAAAGCAAUUUCAGUGGAGGAGAUGCCGGAACACCUGGCAACGCAUUUCCAUAGCUAUUGGAACUACCAGAAGUUCUCCUCGCACCUCACCAUUCAGGGCUUCGUUCCUGAGAAGGAGCUUCGGGUGCUGGUGUCCAUGCUGAAGACACCCGCCAAUGUCCAAGCCUUGGAGCUGGUGAAUACCGAUCUCUCAGAUACUGGGACCGUCAUCCUGGCUGAGGCUAUGAAGGUCAAUCGCAAGGUCACGCAUUUGGCGUUGCGAUCGAACCUCAUCGCCAAACGCGGGGCCUUGGCGAUGGCGGAGGCGGUCCGCUGCAACGAUGUCUUGGAAAGUUUGGACAUGAAUUCCAAUGAGGUUGGAGAGCGAGGUGCAGAGGAACUGGCAGAGGCUUUGCGGCAAAACACCAAGUUAGAUACCUUAGACCUGGCCAACAACCAGAUAGGGCCCAAAGGCCUUAUUUUUCUCGCGGAGCUCUUACGACGGAACCGCAACCGAACGUUGCGGCACCUGGCGCUGGGGAACAACAACAUCGGACCUGAAGCCAUAGUAACCCUGGCAGGAGUGUUGAGGAAGAACAACACCUUGGUGGACCUCUCCUUGGACCUCAACGCCGUUGGCGAUAAAGGUGCUGAGGCUUUGGGUGAGGCUAUCAGCAGCAACCAUGCCUUGCAGCGUUUGGAUUUGAGUAACAAUGGCAUCAAGGGUCAAGGUUCUGUGGCCUUCUUCAAUGGUUUGAAGAACAAUCACACCUUGGCGCAGCUGGUCAUGGAGCUCAAUCCCAUUGGAGUUGUAGGCGCCACUGCCCUGGCGGAGGUCUUGCGGCAUCACCCGGUGCUACAAUUCCUGGACGUGCGCUUGACGGAUUUGGGAGACGAAGGCUGCCUCCAAGUGGCAGAAGGCUUGAAGUGCAGCCAGGCGCUUCAGCAUCUGGACAUGUGCUACAACCAGAUCUAUGACCGAGGUGGUUUCGCCCUGGCUGAAGCCUUGAAGCACAACCGCACACUGCAAGACCUGCUGCUGCGCACCAACCAGCUGGGAGAUGCAGGUGUAUCUGCUCUAGCCGAGUCGCUGCAGAAGAAUCGUACUUUGCAGUACCUGGCAUUGGACAACAACCAAAUCUCCCAGUUGGGCGUGGCAGCGUUGGCAAAGACCUUGCACAAGAACCGGGUCAUGCAGCAGUUGUCCCUGGAUUUGAAUUGCAUGAAGGAUCAAGGUGCAGCCCAGCUUGCGCAAGCAUUGACACACAAUCGCAGUCUGUUGAUCUUGCGGGUGUGUUCCAACGAGAUCGGAGAGGAAGGUGCUGUGGCAUUGGCAGAUGCCUUGCGGCAGAAUUGCAGCCUACAGCAUUUGGCCGCCAGUUCCAACGACUUCGGCCAGCACGGUGCCACGGCGCUGGGCAGCGCCCUUCGGGAGAACCGGCACCUGCAGGUGCUGGACGUGCGGAUGAACCACAUCGGAGACCCGGGAGUCAUUGCACUGGCAGAGGCUCUCAGAACCAAUCAGACCUUGCAGCAGCUGUCAGUUGGGAACAACCAGAUCCAACGGCACGGAGCUGAAGCGUUGGCGGAGGUUUUGAAGGAAAACCGAAGCUUGCAGAGCCUCGAUGUACGGUUCAAUGACCUCGGGGACAUUGGCACAACUGCUCUCACCAAUGCUUUGAAGGAGAACACCACCUUGCAGAACCUGGGAGUUGCCUCAACGGAACUGGGACAGUUUGGCCGUGCCACAGUGUCAGAGUUGUUGGAGAAGCGUUUGCUGGCCCGCAACCAUUGCACCAACUUCGCUGUGCCUUGCCGCAGAGGAAGCCUUCACAACUGGUGGUUGAUGGGGACAUCACUGACUGGAAGCGUCUCAAUUAUGUGUCAUAUUAUAUAA
This is a messenger RNA of Cladocopium goreaui, 4569 nucleotides long. The record is from the annotation of a GenBank genome assembly. Lineage: Eukaryota; Dinophyceae; Suessiales; Symbiodiniaceae.